This is a messenger RNA of Fundulus heteroclitus (mummichog), 2192 nucleotides long. It is a transcript of the gene kcnip4a, whose product is annotated as Kv channel interacting protein 4. The record is from RefSeq and is a predicted model, not a curated record. Gene Ontology annotation, molecular function: calcium ion binding; potassium channel regulator activity. The transcript is spliced from 8 exons. Gene Ontology annotation, biological process: regulation of potassium ion transmembrane transport. The coding region runs from base 570 to 1244 and encodes 224 amino acids. Gene Ontology annotation, cellular component: voltage-gated potassium channel complex. NCBI's taxonomy places the organism in Eukaryota, Metazoa, Chordata, Actinopteri, Cyprinodontiformes, Fundulidae.
CAUCCACAGAUGGUGUUGAGUAGAGCGAGCAGCAGGCUCACUACGAGAUCAAGUGUGGGAGUGUGUGUUUGUUUGUGAGAGACUGAGAGGGAGAGACCCACUGUGUUGUAAAGCCAGCAGGGUAGUCUCUUGUCUGAGCACGGAAAAAGUGUGAAGAGGAGGAGGGAGUUUUGGAGGAAAAUAAAAUAAAGGAGCUCUCUAUAUCUUCUGAAGGGUAAAAAGCCGGGAAAGCAAACAUUAAUGACCUGACAAGAGAUCACGCUGCUUUCCGUUGCUCCGGUGUUGAUCAGACAGGCAUACCGUGGAGCCGUACUCGGACACCUUUGCACUUACCCUCCCUCCUCUCGCUGCCCUCCACCCACUGAUGAGGAUCUCUCCAGCUGCAGGCAGACUCGGGGGGCCUCGCUGACAGCUAGAAGUCUGGAGGACCAAAGUGGACACUUGCCCCUUUUGUGGCAUUCCAUCAAACUAAGUCUUCCUUGGAUAUUUCCUUUCUUUUAAAGCGGAGGCGGCGUCUUAGUUUUGAGCUGACCCCUCAAAGCUCCCCAUUUUCCCCCCUAGGAGCAAAGAUGAGCUGUAGGAAACGGUGCAAGCGUGAGAUCUUCAAGUUCGCACAGUACCUGUUCAGACUUAUCACAGGCACGCUCAACACCGACAGCGUUGAAGAUGAGCUGGAACUCUCUGCAGUCCGUCAUCGCCCCGAGGGCCUGGAGCAGCUUGAAGCACAGACACGGUUCUCCCGGAAGGAGCUACAGAUCCUUUACCGCGGCUUCAAGAACGAAUGUCCGAGUGGAGUCGUCAAUGAAGACACCUUUAAAGACAUCUACGCACAGUUUUUUCCACAAGGAGAUGCUUCGACGUACGCACACUUCCUGUUCAACGCGUUUGACACGGAUCACAACGGCUCCCUGAGCUUCGAGGAUUUCGUGAUGGGGCUUUCGAUCCUGCUGCGAGGCACGGUCCAAGAAAAGCUCAUUUGGGCUUUCAACCUUUAUGACAUCAAUAAAGAUGGAUACAUCACUAAAGAGGAAAUGCUGGACAUCAUGAAGGCAAUCUACGACAUGAUGGGUAAAUGCACAUACCCCGUCCUAAAAGAGGAAACUCCUCGCCAGCACGUAGAAGUAUUCUUCCAGAAGAUGGAUAAAAAUAAAGACGGCGUGGUUACCAUAGACGAGUUCAUUGACUGUUGCCAAAAUGAUGAAAACAUCAUGCGAUCGAUGCAUCUCUUUGAGAAUGUUCUCUAGCUUUUGGCCGCCUGCCCAAGCUUUGGAGAGGAACAUCAUCUUUAGCAUGGCCCAGUUACUGACUUGGACUUCUUACUGUGUACAGUGUGCUAUGCAGACUUUUGACCAUCGAUAAAAUAUUGUUCAUUAUUACUGUUAGGCCACAAUUAGGAAUAGGGAGCAUGUUGGGAAGACUCUGGAAUUACUUUUCUUUUAAGAUGUUUAAAUAGGAUGUAAAAUGAAUAUUUAAAAAGGAGGUAAAUUAAAGACAAACACAAAGUUCCACCUUUUCAGCCUUGUUUUAUUUACUGCCAUGUAAAAUCACUGUGAUUCACAGCUUUAGAUAUUUGAACAAUCUGCUCUGAGUUCUAGAGUAUUCUUACCUGACUUAGGGAAAGGCGUGUGGUCUGUGGUUUUACUCUUUAUGUAGAGAGGAGAAAACAAACACGUUGUACCAUUUUAAAUUGUACAUACUAAAGAUAGGACAUUAGAUAAGAAGUCUAUGAGAAGAUUUUUCAAAUUUGCUCUUGUUUACUUGCCAACUAGACAACACAAGGAUUGUAUUGAUGUCAAAAUUGGACCAUAACUUAAGCACACAGGUACAGACGUGGAUGAACUUGUUGGCACCUCUAGUAAAUAAAGCUUAUAGAAAGCCUUAAAAUAAAUUGUGUUAUUGCAGUAGCAUAAUAUCACAUUAAGAAAUUUUGCAAAAUACAACCUUUAAAUUAUUGUUAUUUUUUUCCCAGGAGUGAUAUAAAACAUUCACAUUCUUUAGAUCCUACUCCUCCCGAUGUUUUUUUUUUUUUUUUUUGGCAUCUUACUACUUUUUCUGCUAUUUUCAACCAUUUAAGCAUCAAAACACCCCGCUGUGUCAUGACAUAACCUGUGCUGUUUAACUUAUAUAUCUUUUAAAACAUUAAAGGGUCCUGGUCACAUAUUUUCACCAUUAAAAGGAAACAAAAAAAAAAA